Molecule: messenger RNA, 587 nt
Organism: Brienomyrus brachyistius
Lineage: Eukaryota; Metazoa; Chordata; Actinopteri; Osteoglossiformes; Mormyridae
Product: cytochrome c oxidase subunit NDUFA4-like
Exons: 4
Coding region: 136-384 (82 amino acids)
Source: RefSeq, a predicted model, not a curated record
CUAUACUUAGGUCCUUGAGCACAGAGCGCUGCACUACACAGUGACGUAUUCUCUUCAUAGCUCUGUUGUUUCGGUUACAUCUUCAAUUUAAUAUAUAUUUUUUUGGGGGGGAAGACUACACCUGCUACUACCAGAAUGCUAGGCUUCGUUGGCAAGCAACUAAGACAGCACCCGGCCUUGAUCCCACUCUUCAUUUUCAUUGGUGGAGGGGCAACAAUGUCUGUGAUGUACUUGGCCCGUUUGGCUCUGCGCAACCCUGAUGUCUCAUGGGAUCGCAAGAACAACCCAGAACCGUGGAACAAACUGGGCCAUAAUGACCAGUACAAGUUUUUUACAGUGAACAUGGACUACAGCAAGCUGAAGAAGGACAGACCAGACUUCUAAGCUGCCUGUAGCCAUCAUCAACAGCCAUGGUGUCCAGGAAUCCCCAAAGAAUAAGAAUGCAACUUAAACAGGAAAUAUAUUACUUGAAUUUCUCUGAUGAAUUUGCAAAAUACUACGUCUUUCUCAUUUUAAUUAUAUGGGUUAAUUGUAUAUGGUAUACAUAAUAAUAAAGGAGAACGACACAUACACAGAAAAAAAAUGAA